CGUGACGUGCCACGACGUGGACACGCCCACAGAGAUCUGCAGUCACGUGAAGCCUUUAAACUGGCGCCAUUUUCUGUGCGAGCUCCUAUUCUGCUGCAGUCGGCGUCGCGUCCUGCACUCUUUUCAGUGUUCGAGACAACCUGAGCACGUGAUUCAACAUGUCUGACGAGGGAAAGCUCUUCAUUGGUGGUCUGAGCUAUGAUACCACAGAGCAGUCCUUAGAGGAGGCUUUCUCCAAAUACGGAUCAAUUGCCAAAGUUGAUGUAAUCCGGGACCGCGAGACAGACCGGUCUAGAGGCUUUGGCUUUGUGACAUUUGAAAAUCCAGAGGAUGCAAAGGAUGCUAUGGCUGCAAUGAAUGGAAAGUCUGUUGAUGGCCGCAUGAUUCGUGUUGAUGAAGCUGGCAAAUCUGGUAGACGGUCCGGUGGUUUCAGAGGAGGUUCUGGAGGCGGCAGGGGGUUCUUCAGGGGAGGCAGAGGUAGAGGUGGUGGAGGAUAUGGUGGAGACCGCAGCUAUGGGGGUGACAGAAGCUUUGGUGGUGACCGGGGCUACGGCGGAGGUGACCGAUCAUAUGGGGGUGGAGAUAGAGGCUAUGGUGGAGGAGAGAGAAGCUAUGGUGGAGGUGACCGGUCCUAUGGUGGUGGUGGCGGCGGCGGAUACUCCAACAGGAGUGGCGGAUACUCCGGUGGCAGCGGCGGUGGAUACAGGGAUAACAGGUUUUAGAAGCCAGGGUGGAUAUGACCGUUCUGGUGGAUCCUACAGAGACAGUUACGACAGCUAUGCUUCACACGAGUAAAAAAAAAUCCUGAUUGCAAGAUCAUCCCUUCGCUGGCUGUAUAUAAAAAGAUGCGCUCUUGGAAGACCUUUUUUUUGUUUUACUUUUCUUUACGUUUUGUGUUCUGAUUCAAAUGUUCUAUUAAAGACACUCCUUUUUUACCGUGUCAAGUAUCCGCAGGAUGUUCCUCUCAUUGAGGAGCUGCCUAAAAUCCAUGAGCAUUCACUUACUGUACGAGUUUCAAGCCCUGUGAGGCUACCUGUAUCUGCCAUUUUUACCUUGCGAUUUGUGUUAUAGAUGCUCACGGAGGUUUGAAAUUGUCCUUUGUUUUCCUUUUUAGUGUGUGUUUAAGAAAUGUCUCUGAAACCAUGCGUAAAAAUUGACCUGUCCAACACAGCCUGAUAGCUUCUAAAAACCAAUUUCCUCAAAGAUCUUUGGACCAAUUUCUUAAUAUCGGCUCACUUAAAGUGCUUAGAGGAGCAUUUGCAUUUAAACAAUUUUAAAACGGAACCUUGAAAAUAUUCUAAUCUGAUCCUCCAAUAGAAGCUUGAUAAGCUGUGAUGUGUUCUUUAUUGCUCCUUGCCACCUUCAUUUUGUGAUGCAUUCCUUUAGUGAAGCAAGGUAGGCAUUUUGCAUUGGAGUUGUCUCCAGCAAACCUCCUUGAUAUUGCUAAAGAUUUGUAAAUAUUCAUUAUCCAAAGAGUAAACCACUGGGUCAUUCCGCCUCUCGUUAGGACCGGUGCCCCAAGGUGCUUUAUUCUUUGACCAGUCUAAAUUUUAUUUUUUAAAAGUAUGCUCUACUGUGGACUGAACUUAUCCUCUUAAAUGUCAAGAUUUUGUUCCUCCUUGGAAAGAAAUGUGCUCUGUUCUGUAUAUCAACACCUCAGAAUCUUUUUUUUCUUUUUGUAUUAAUCUGGCUUCAUGAAGCUCAUUAAAAAAUGGUUGGAAAAUG
Puntigrus tetrazona (Sumatra barb) is the source of this 1725-nucleotide messenger RNA. RefSeq names its product cold inducible RNA binding protein b (gene cirbpb). Bases 159 to 722 code for a protein of 187 amino acids. Gene Ontology annotation, biological process: positive regulation of mRNA splicing, via spliceosome. The record is from RefSeq and is a predicted model, not a curated record. Gene Ontology annotation, molecular function: RNA binding. NCBI's taxonomy places the organism in Eukaryota, Metazoa, Chordata, Actinopteri, Cypriniformes, Cyprinidae. The transcript is spliced from 7 exons. Gene Ontology annotation, cellular component: spliceosomal complex.